ACAAAUAUCGAUAUGCAACAACCCUGAAACUCCUAGACUAGACCACCUCGCAGCGCCUCUUGGCUAUUUUAAUAGGAAUUCAGCCAAAAUUAUUCGCAAUAUGGACGAAUCGGAACUGCUUUUCAACCUGUUCUAUUUCCUAUUCUGUAUGGUCAUCAUAUAUCCGCCCGAAGAGUUCCAGCGUCUGGGCUUCACCAUUGAGCAGCUGUUCGCGCGGUUCCUGGGUGACGAGUACCUGGACUUUGUGGGAUAUCAUCUCCGCCGAACUUCGCUAAAUCUCUUCGUGCACUCCUGCCUGCCGUUCUCUUACUUUCUAAUUCACAGACUCAAGUUUUCCGUCUUCGCCAACCAAGAACCCCUCGAGGAUUCUGAGCUCGACCCUGAUUUUCCUAUGCCGCAGGAGGCAGUUGCUUUUAAAACGCUUACUUGGAAGACUGCGCAACGGUUUAGUGUACUGGCCGUACUGGCUGUUCCCGCUCUAAUUUUUAACUGGCAUCAACAGAACUGGAAACGGCAUCCAAUCAACAAGACCCUGUCCAAGUACUCGAACUCACAGGGAAGCUACAGUGCUGUGGCCCGCGACAUUGGAACCGAGUUCCGUAGACCGGAAAUAUACAAAAAGAAACUGAACUCUAUCAGCACUGUGAUUGCAACCGAAAACUGGAUUGUCAAGACUACGUUGUACAAUGUCCACUUUGCUCACCAGAGCAACACCGCGCUUAGUGUAGCCAAGGCGGAGACGUACAACAUCUCGCACCACGACCAGAACGACACAUUGCAGAUGAUCAGCAUCAUAGUGCGGCCGAUGCGGCAGGGCGUAUCUGAUUUUCACAUUCGGAUCAACGCGCUGGAGUUCAGAAAUCUGGAGGACCGUGUUAGACGACCCAUCUCCAUUCCUUCCAACAUACAGUUCCACCGGAACGUCAUCGAUCGUUUUGUGGAUGUGUUCAAGGCCCAAGUCGCCCUCAACCCAGUCUUUCGCGCGGAUGCAACGACGGACAAGUGCUUCGCGUGCAUGCUGAACGAACCGAACACCAAGAUCCACAAGCAAUGCGCAGACGUGGAUCGCAACGGCGCUCCCCUAGCAGAGGAGGCUUGCUGCUCCAACUGCUACUGUCGGCCAAUGUGGUGUGUUGAGUGCUUGGCCCGGUGGUUUGCUGCACGCCAAACGGAUGUGGAUCGGGAGAUGUGGCUGGAGCAGAAGUGCACCUGCCCGAUGUGCCGUGCGAAGUUCUGUGUGCUGGACGUAAGCUAUAUUAGAGAAUCUGAUACGGCAUCAGCGACCCAGCCCAGCGGGACUACAUUGUCGUGAUUCGAUACUCGGUUAAGGUAACUGAUAGACAGCACAGAACUCUUAAAUUGAACCUCGUUCUUUAUUGGUCAGAUACAAUUGUAACCACUUUGACUAAAUGUAAGACUUACAAUAACAUAGAUAUAAACUUAAAGAUAUGCAUAUA
Molecule: messenger RNA, 1457 nt
Organism: Drosophila bipectinata
Lineage: Eukaryota; Metazoa; Arthropoda; Insecta; Diptera; Drosophilidae
Product: E3 ubiquitin-protein ligase TM129
Biological process (GO): protein ubiquitination
Cellular component (GO): endoplasmic reticulum; membrane
Molecular function (GO): ubiquitin protein ligase activity
Source: RefSeq, a predicted model, not a curated record